GUGCUAAGUUUACACGUACACCUGAGUGAGGAAGACAUGUGCGUUUUGUAUUGUUAAAAAAAAAAAAAAAAAAAGAUCCCGGUCUCAUGUUUAUGUUGAAAAUGUCAGUCUUUGUUUCCACUCAAGUGCUAAUCUUUCUAAAAAUGUCCCUCACGUUGAAGGACAUCCAAAAGGCAGUAACUUAUUAGAACCUUGGGUUCAGAUUACAAAUGCAUUUGGCUAGCUCAGUGUUAAAGUUCAGAUUAUCUCGGAAUUAUUUUAAAUAUUUGUGCAGUAGACUGACUAGUUUACUAAUGCAUUGCCUCAUAACCCUCCGCUAAUAACCACCUUGGUUUGUGAUCAUUAACUCCAAGGGCUCAAGCAAGCUCGCGGCGAAGGUAAUUUGCUUCAGUGUCUGAAGCUGUUAUAUGAUGUCUUUUCCCUAGGAUGUGGAAGAGUUGACUCAGAAAAGGAAUUUGAAACGGAUUUUUAGACCGCACUUUAUUAUUUGCACAGAAGAGUUGAAAAGGAAGUUCUGAUGAGAUCUGCGGUUUCCCUCCCGUUGGCCGUCCUGUGAGGGUGCCAGCUUCUGCGCAUGAUUUAAUGGAUCAGAAGGAGGUGUCAGUGAAAAAAAAGGUCCAGAAUGAUUACUAACCUAUGACUCCCAACAGUAUGACAGAAAAUGGCCUUCCAGCCUGGGACAAACCAAAGCACUGUCCAGACCGAGAACACGACUGGAAGCUAGUAGGAAUGUCUGAAGCCUGCCUCCAUAGGAAGAGCCAUGCAGAGAGGCGCAGCGCAUUGAAAAAUGAACAGUCGUCACCACAUCUCAUCCAGGCCACUUGGACUAGCUCGAUAUUCCAUCUGGACCAUGACGAUGUGAACGACCAGAGCAUCGCAAGUGCCCAGACCUUCCAAACGGAAGAGAAGAAAUGUAAAGGGUACAUCCCCAGUUAUUUAGACAAGGACGAGCUAUGUGUAGUGUGUGGUGACAAAGCCACCGGGUACCACUACCGCUGCAUCACGUGUGAAGGCUGCAAGGGUUUCUUUAGAAGAACCAUUCAAAAAAAUCUCCAUCCAUCCUAUUCCUGUAAAUAUGAAGGAAAAUGUGUCAUAGACAAAGUUACCAGAAAUCAGUGCCAGGAAUGUCGCUUUAAAAAAUGCAUCUAUGUUGGCAUGGCAACAGAUUUGGUCCUGGAUGACAGCAAGAGGCUGGCGAAGAGGAAGCUGAUUGAGGAGAACCGGGAGAAAAGACGGCGGGAAGAGCUGCAGAAAUCCAUUGGGCACAAGCCGGAGCCCACAGACGAGGAGUGGGAGCUCAUCAAAACUGUCACCGAAGCCCACGUGGCCACCAAUGCCCAAGGCAGCCACUGGAAGCAGAAACGGAAAUUCCUGCCAGAAGAUAUUGGACAAGCACCAAUAGUAAAUGCCCCAGAAGGUGGAAAGGUUGACUUGGAAGCCUUCAGCCAUUUUACAAAAAUCAUCACACCAGCAAUUACCAGAGUGGUGGAUUUUGCCAAAAAGUUGCCUAUGUUUUGUGAGCUGCCAUGUGAAGACCAGAUAAUCCUCCUCAAAGGCUGCUGCAUGGAGAUCAUGUCCCUUCGUGCUGCUGUGCGCUAUGACCCAGAAAGUGAGACUUUAACCUUGAAUGGGGAAAUGGCAGUGACGCGGGGCCAGCUGAAGAACGGGGGUCUUGGGGUGGUGUCGGACGCCAUCUUUGACCUGGGCAUGUCACUGUCUUCUUUCAACCUGGAUGACACUGAAGUAGCUCUCCUUCAGGCAGUCCUGCUAAUGUCUUCAGACCGCCCAGGGCUUGCCUGCGUUGAAAGAAUAGAAAAAUACCAAGAUAGUUUCCUGCUGGCCUUUGAACACUAUAUCAAUUACCGAAAACAUCAUGUGACACACUUUUGGCCAAAACUCCUGAUGAAGGUGACAGACCUGCGGAUGAUUGGAGCCUGCCAUGCCAGCCGCUUCCUGCACAUGAAGGUGGAAUGCCCCACAGAACUCUUUCCCCCAUUGUUCUUGGAAGUAUUCGAGGAUUAGACUGACUGACUUCAUUCUCAUAAUUCCUACAGCACUACUGGGUGUCAUUUCAUUCCAUUGCCUAGAUCUUUUUUGUUUGUUCCUUUGUUUCUUUGUGUUGGGAGGGACUGUUUGGGGUAAAGGGAGGUAGUCCUUAGCAUAGACAUGGAUGAAAUUGCCCCUUGAAUGCGGGUACUUGUAACUAUUGCAUUUUGUUCUCCUGUCCUUUGAUGUGAAUGCUUUGAAGAUUUUACAGUUGUGGAGGUGGGAUGGGGACAAUCAUUAAUUCACCAGCACCAAGCCAUCACCAGCUCCCAUCUGUCCCUGGUCAGAGACUGAAGCAAGCAAAAUGGUGUGGCAGAAAACUAACGAAGCCUUAAAACCAAGAUAAUAUGGUCAUCUGGAUCUGGUCCUGAUUUUUGCAGGGCUCAAAUUAGUAUGGUGCAAACCACCUUUGGUUAGAUGUGGCUUUCAGCUUUCUAGGGAAAGGUCUGAACUGGUUUUUAUCUAUUCAAGAGCAUGCUGUUUUCAGCACUCUUCAUUCUCUCCUAGCAGCAUAACUUGGAAUGUAUAGAAAUAUUUUUUCCUCAAAAAUCAGCUGUCCUUUCACUCUAAUUUUUAUAAUCCUAUGAUUUCAUUCAAGUUAUACAAGGGUGUGACUCAAAGAUGUGCAGGUAUCUGACUGACUGAGGCCAACAAGGGAAACAAUUUUCCUCAGCAAGCCCAAAGAAAUUAGAAAGCUUCACUAAUGUCAAUGACUCAACAGUUUCCAAAAAUCCACAUGGUGUUACCUCAGAGUAGGAAGGCUGCUUUACAGUUUAGGCUCAGAGAAAAUCUCUACCAAAAUCAAACCGAUUUACAGAGUGUUGUCACUUUUCAAUGACAUCUGAUCUGUCAUCUCUCAAACUUCUGAAGUUGUUUAAUCCUGACUGCAUCUUUGCUGAGCUGACAACAUAUUUCCCUAUGGAUUAAAUCUUCUAAUCAAGGAGAGAUAACAAGCUGAAAUUUGAGUCUUGUUCUGGAGGAAUUCUGAGAGAUAAGUGUGGUGCAUUCUGAGUAAAAAGAAGUGCAGUGUUCUGAGAGUCUCUUCAUGUGCUGAUGGUUCCCUUUGGCCUUAGAUCCUCGAGCUCUUUGCUCUACAAAUAAAUGUUACCUAUUUGCCUUUUCCCUCUGACUCUCAGGCUUGGCUAUCACUGAACAAAGACUAGUUUGACCACUGACCCUCCCUGUCCCUCUAGAGCAUUGCCCUGACAUAUAUUUCAUAGAAGAUACCUGCAGACCAUGUACAUGAACACUCACCUUCCCUGCCUCACCCUCCUCCCUGAUGACAAACACUGUAGUAGAUUGUGCCCAGAAAACCCAUGGUGAUCCCUGAUCAUUUCAAUUUAAGAAAAUGGGCAAAGAAUGUACCCAUGCAAUUGAAUGUAUCUUGUUCUUCAGUGGCAUAGUAGACAUGAACUACUCCUUUACCUGCCUUGAACUGCCUUAUCCUGGAAAUAUUGGGGAAAACAAGCCAUAUCAGUGAGAUUUAACUAAAAAACAAAAAA
Lontra canadensis (Northern American river otter) is the source of this 3548-nucleotide messenger RNA. It is a transcript of the gene THRB, whose product is annotated as thyroid hormone receptor beta. The transcript has 10 exons. NCBI's taxonomy places the organism in Eukaryota, Metazoa, Chordata, Mammalia, Carnivora, Mustelidae. Gene Ontology annotation, biological process: cell differentiation; thyroid hormone receptor signaling pathway; positive regulation of transcription by RNA polymerase II. The record is from RefSeq and is a predicted model, not a curated record. The coding region runs from base 637 to 2022 and encodes 461 amino acids. Gene Ontology annotation, molecular function: nuclear receptor activity; zinc ion binding; RNA polymerase II cis-regulatory region sequence-specific DNA binding.